AUGUCGUGUUCUGAGAAAAAAAAUAUAACAAAAGAUGAUUGGGUGAAAAAAUUGUCAGAGGUUAAAAUUGAUAAAUUAGAAUUAAAUAAACUUAUCAUGAACUACUUUGUGAUUGAAGGAUACAAAGAUGCAGCUGAAGCAUUUAGUCAAGAAUGUGGACAAUCCCCAAGUAUUGAUGUAGAUUCAAUAAAAGAUAGAAUGAAUAUAAAAAAUGCUAUUCAAAAUGGCAAUAUUGAAGAAGCAAUUGAAUAUGUAAAUGAUUUGAAUCCAGAGGCAAGCAUUAAAUUUGUUGUAUGA
Entrophospora sp. SA101 is the source of this 297-nucleotide messenger RNA. NCBI's taxonomy places the organism in Eukaryota, Fungi, Glomeromycota, Glomeromycetes, Entrophosporales, Entrophosporaceae. The record is from the annotation of a GenBank genome assembly.